CCAUUGGAUCAGCCAAGACGCUUUACUCUACGUUAUCUUUCACGUUGUCAUUGUUGCUACAUCUGCCGACCCAAGGCUUAAUUACUAGGAGCUGACAUAGAAUUUGUGUAUUAGACAAGAGACCUGACGUUUAAGCAGCGUCAGCUGCUCUCAUUCGCCGUUAUACACACACGGGGCUGCGUCUCUCGAGGCAUCUGGACACCUCCGACCCUAUCUCUCAGUACUCAUACCUCAUCUGGCUAUCCCGUUUUCCUUGCCUGACAUGGGCUUUCUUGCCGACUUCGACGAUAGACAAACACAACUAGAGUCCGAGGCCGAUGCCUACCAUCCUUAUGAAUAUCAAACAGAUAAUAACGAUUCCUGGGCUGGCGCCCUCCCGGUGAAGCAAGGAUUGUACGAUCCGAGCUUGGAAAAAGAUGCGUGUGGUGUCGGUUUCGCUUGCCAUAUCAAGGGCAAGGCAAGCCACAAAAUUGUUAGCGAUGCGCGAAACCUCCUUUGCAACAUGACCCAUCGUGGUGCGGUUGGUUCUGAUGCUCGAGAUGGCGAUGGUGCUGGUGUUAUGACAUCUAUUCCCCACAAGUUCUUUAUCAAAAACUUCGAAAAGGAGGAAGGCAUUAAACUGCCUCCUCUGGGACAAUAUGCUGUGGGAAACCUUUUCUUCAAGCCGGAUGAGGAGACUUUGCAGGAGUCGAAGAGGCAGUUGGAAGAUAUUGCCGAAUCGCUGGGGUUAAGAGUUUUGGGUUGGCGAUCACCCCCUGUAGACUCUUCUCUCCUUGGUCCUGCUGCGUCUUCGCGCGAGCCAUUCAUUCUCCAGCCUUUUGUUGUUCUUGCUUCUGCGUAUGGCUCUGGAAAUGCUCCUGAAAUGACGGACCCAGAGAAAUUCGACGAGCGACUAUUCGAACGACAGUUGUAUGUCCUUCGGAAGCGUGCUACCCACUCCAUCGGCCUCCAUAACUGGUUCUACCUAUGCUCGCUGUCCAACAAAAAUAUUGUCUACAAGGGACAGCUUGCUCCUAUCCAAGUAUACCAGUAUUACCAUGAUCUGGUAAAUGCUGAUUACGAGGCCCAUUUCGCCCUUGUACACUCUCGUUUCUCCACGAACACCUUCCCCUCGUGGGAUCGUGCUCAACCCCUGAGAUGGGCAGCCCACAAUGGUGAGAUUAACACGCUCCGCGGUAACAAGAACUGGAUGCGCGCCCGAGAGGGUGUUAUGCAAUCCGAUAUUUUCGGUGAUGAGCUUGAGCACCUGUACCCGAUUGUCGAGGCUGGUGGCUCUGACUCGGCUGCUUUCGACAAUGUGUUAGAGCUGCUUACUAUUAAUGGUGUUCUUUCAUUACCCGAGGCCGUCAUGCUGAUGGUUCCCGAGGCCUGGCAAGGUAAUACUGCUAUGGACCCUAAGAAAGCCGCAUUCUAUGAAUGGGCAGCUUGCCAAAUGGAACCGUGGGAUGGCCCUGCUCUCUUUACGUUCGCAGAUGGUCGAUUCUGCGGUGCCAACCUAGAUCGAAAUGGUCUCCGUCCUUGUCGGUACUAUAUCAUGGAUGAUGACCGCAUUAUCUGUGCUUCGGAAGUCGGUACUAUCCACGUUGACCCUGAACGGGUUAUUCAAAAAGGUCGGCUACAACCAGGCCGCAUGCUUCUUGUUGAUACCCAAGCUGGACGCUUGAUCGACGACUCGGAGCUUAAGGCGACUGUCUCUAGCCGAGCUGACUUCCAUUCCUGGAUCGACCAGGAGCUUAUUAGCUUACCAAAGGUCCUAAGUCAAGUAUCGGAUAAGCUGGCCGUAGACAUUGCAGCGAAGCCAGACUCUACUCGCCUCCAAGAAGACCCUCUAUUGCUUGCUUUUGGAUAUACUUAUGAACAGGUCAGCCUGCUCCUCGCACCAAUGGCAUCGGACGAGAAAGAAGCAUUGGGAUCCAUGGGUAAUGAUGCGCCGCUGGCUUGCCUUUCUCAAGCCCCCCGUUUGCUCUAUGAAUACUUCCGACAGCUUUUCGCUCAGGUCACUAAUCCCCCUAUUGACCCUAUCCGAGAGUCUAUCGUUAUGUCCCUGGAAUGCUAUGUCGGACCGCAGGGUAACUUGCUCGAGAUGGACUCUUCUCAGUGUGCCCGAUUACUACUCCCAAGCCCGAUCCUGUCAAUCCCCGAAUUCAAUUCCCUGACCAACAUGUCCAAGAUUCACCCCGAAUGGACUGUGAAGAUGAUCGAUCUCACUUUCCCGAAAUCGGAGGGUACUGCUGGAUACCUGAAGCAUCUUGACUUUAUUUGCGACGAGGUUACGGCUGCCAUUGAAGCUAGGGAUCGAAUUAUCGUUCUCUCCGACCGAAAGACCUCUGCCGACCGCGUAGCCGUCUCAUCACUUUUAGCUUCGGGUAUGGUUCACCACCAUCUUGUCAGCAACAAGUGGCGAUCUAUGGCGGCAAUUGUGAUCGAGACUGCAGAGGCCCGCGAAGUUCACCAUAUGUGUGUCCUGCUCGGCUAUGGCGCUGAUGCUAUCAACCCAUACCUUGCGAUGGAGUGUAUUCUAAAGCUCAACCGCGAGGGCUUGAUCCGAAAGAAGCUUUCCGACGAUACUCUUAUCGCUAAUUACAAACACUCAUGCGACGGUGGUAUCCUCAAGGUCAUGAGCAAGAUGGGUAUCUCCACUUUGGCCAGUUAUAAGGGUGCUCAGAUCUUCGAGGCUUUAGGUGUUGACGACGAGGUUGUGGAGCGAUGCUUUAGGGGCACGGCUUCUCGUAUCAAGGGUCUCACUUUCGAGCUCAUUGCCGAAGACGCGUUCCGCUUCCACGAGCGCGGAUUCCCCUCUCGAUACACCGUCGGAGUUCCUGGUCUGCCAGAAUCCGGCGAAUACCACUGGCGUGAUGGUGGUGAGGCACACAUUAACGACCCGACUUCUAUCGCGAAUAUCCAAGAUGCCGUCCGCACCAAGAACGACAAGUCGUACGAGGCUUACUCUCGCUCGGAGUACGAGCAGAUCAAGGCCUGCACCCUGCGCGGCAUGCUUGACUUUAAAUUUGAGGAGAGCAACCCAAUUCCGAUUGAGCAGGUAGAGCCGUGGACGGCUAUUGUUACGCGAUUCUGCACGGGUGCCAUGUCUUAUGGUUCUAUUUCCAUGGAGUCUCACUCUACUCUAGCUGUUGCCAUGAACAGAUUGGGUGGCAAGUCGAACACCGGUGAAGGUGGCGAGGAUCCUGAGCGGUCGCAACUAAUGCCCAACGGUGACACGAUGCGAUCUGCUAUCAAACAGGUCGCUUCUGGACGAUUUGGUGUCACGUCAGCAUACCUUGCCGAUUCCGAUGAGCUGCAGAUCAAGAUGGCACAGGGCGCCAAGCCUGGCGAGGGUGGUGAACUUCCUGGUCACAAGGUCUCGAAGUCUAUUGCUCGAACCCGUCACUCGACCCCUGGUGUCGGUCUUAUCUCGCCUCCUCCUCACCACGAUAUCUACUCCAUCGAAGAUUUGAAGCAACUCAUCUACGAUCUAAAGUGUUCAAGCCCCCGCUCUCGCGUCUCUGUCAAGCUCGUCUCCGAGACUGGUGUCGGUAUUGUCGCUUCUGGUGUCGCAAAGGCUAAGGCCGACCACAUUCUUAUCUCUGGACAUGAUGGUGGUACUGGUGCUAGUCGGUGGACUGGUAUCAAGUACGCUGGUCUACCAUGGGAGCUUGGUCUUGCCGAGACCCAUCAGACUCUCGUCCUGAACGAUCUGCGUGGCCGAGUUGUUGUCCAGACCGAUGGUCAACUCCGAACUGGACGUGACGUUGCCAUCGCUUGUCUGCUUGGUGCUGAAGAAUGGGGUUUCGCUACCACUCCGCUGAUCGCCAUGGGAUGUAUCAUGAUGAGGAAGUGCCAUCUUAACACUUGCCCGGUGGGUAUUGCUACUCAGGACCCAGAGCUUCGCAAGAAGUUCAAGGGUACACCUGAGCAUGUGAUUAACUUCUUCUACUACGUUGCCAACGAGCUCCGAGCUAUCAUGGCCCAACUUGGUUUCCGAACAAUCAACGAGAUGGUGGGACAUGUCGAGUGCUUAAGGGUCCGGGAUGACCUACGAACCAAUAAGACCGCCAACAUUGACCUCUCACUUAUCCUUACUCCUGCUCACAAGCUCCGACCUGGUGUUGCGACAUUCAACGUCCGAAAGCAGGACCACCGUCUAUAUGUCCGACUUGACAACAAGCUCAUCUCGGAAGCUGAGUUAACCCUUGACAAGGGACUUCCGUCUCGCAUCGAGUGUGAUAUUGUCAAUACCGACCGAGCUAUGGGCACAUCCCUAUCUUACCAGAUUUCCAAGCGCUACGGAGAAGCUGGUCUGCCAAUGGAUACUGUGCAUGUCAAUAUCAAGGGCUCUGCCGGUCAGUCUUUUGGUGCCUUCCUUGCUCCCGGUGUUACGUUAGAACUGGAAGGCGAUGCCAACGACUAUGUUGGUAAGGGUCUGUCAGGUGGUCGGCUCAUUAUCUAUCCUCCUCGGUCGGCUGUGUUCAAGGCUGAAGAGAACAUCUUAAUCGGCAAUGUCUGCUUAUACGGAGCUACUAGCGGUACCUGCUUCUUCCGAGGUGUUGCUGCCGAGCGUUUCGCUGUCAGGAACUCAGGUGCUACGGCCGUCGUUGAAGGUGUCGGUGACCAUGGUUGUGAGUACAUGACUGGUGGUCGUGUUGUCAUCUUGGGAAGCACUGGUCGCAAUUUCGCUGCUGGUAUGUCGGGUGGCAUCGCCUAUGUUCUUGACAUCCACGACGACUUCAUUGCCAAGCUUAACACGGAGAUGGUUGAAGCGUCCGAGGUCGAUGACCCCACUGAGAUUGCCUUCCUUCGUGGACUAAUUGAGGACCACCACCAUUACACCGGAUCUGAGCUGGCUGCUCGCAUCCUUGUAGACUUUAACAGGGCACUCCCGCGCUUUGUUAAGGUCCUUCCGGUUGACUACAAGCGAGUCCUCGAGGAAGAAGCCGCCAAAGCCGCCGAGGCUAAGCGUGCCGAGUACAACCUCCCCAUCGUGUCUGGUGUCCAGGCUAAGAAGGAGGAGAAGGCUGCCAAGCUUCAGGAUAUCGAAGAGACCGUCGGUGAUAAUGCUGCCGAGAAGAAGCGUGCUCUUGUUCUUGACAAGACUAAAGGAUUUAUGAAAUACCAGCGUCGAUCCGAGAAGUACCGUAGCGUCAAGACGAGGACCAAGGAUUGGGCUGAGCUCUCUCAACGCUUGAACGAAGACGAGCUCAAGUACCAGUCAGCGCGAUGCAUGGACUGCGGUGUUCCCUUCUGUCAAUCCGAGACAGGAUGUCCUAUCUCCAACAUUAUCCCGAAAUGGAACGAACUGGUAUUCCAGAACCAAUGGCAGGAUGCCCUCAAUCGUCUGCUCAUGACCAACAACUUCCCCGAAUUCACUGGCCGUGUCUGCCCUGCGCCGUGUGAAGGUGCCUGCGUUCUUGGUAUCAAUGAGGACCCUGUUGGUAUCAAGUCCAUCGAGUGUGCAAUCAUCGACCGCGGUUUCGAGAUGGGCUGGAUGGUCCCGCGACCGCCUGAGGUCCGAACUGGCAAGAAGGUUGCCAUCAUCGGUUCCGGACCAUCUGGUCUUGCCUGUGCCGAUCAGCUAAACAAGGCCGGUCAUACCGUCACUGUUUACGAGCGCGCUGACCGAGUUGGUGGUCUCCUCAUGUACGGUAUCCCCAACAUGAAGCUUGACAAGCGUGUCGUAAAGCGCCGAACAGAUUUCAUGGCUGCCGAAGGUGUACAGUUCAAGACUGGAGUCACCGUUGGUGAGGACAUUACUCUAAUGGACCUCAAGGCAAAGAACGAUGCUGUCGUUAUUGCCACCGGUGCUACUGUUGCCCGAGACCUUCCUAUCAAGGGCCGCAACCUCGAGGGCAUCCACUUUGCCAUGGAGUUCUUACACAAGAACACCAAGUCUCUACUCGAUUCCGAGCUGGCUGAUAAUGCUUACCUUUCUGCCAAGGACAAGCACGUUGUGGUCAUCGGUGGUGGCGACACUGGUAACGAUUGUAUUGGCACUUCAGUCCGUCAUGGUGCCAAGUCGGUCAUCAACUUCGAGCUUCUGCCCCAGCCUCCGCCGCAGCGUGGCCGUGACAACCCCUGGCCGCAGUGGCCCCGCAUCUACCGUGUCGACUACGGCCACACGGAAGUGGCUCAGCACAUGGGCAAGGAUCCCCGUGAAUACUGCAUCAUGUCCGAGGAGUUCGUGGACGACGGUAGCGGCCGUGUCAAGGGCAUUAACACCAUCCGUGUUGAGUGGACUAAGUCCGCUACUGGCGGUUGGGAUAUGAAGAAGCUCGAAGACACCAAGCAAUUCUUCCCCGCUGACCUUGUCCUCCUUUCUAUGGGUUUCCUCGGUCCCGAGGCCCGCGUUCUCGGUGAUGAGAUCGAGAAGGAUGCUCGAAAGAACGUCAAGACUCCUCCCGGCUCCUACGCCACCAACGUGCCUGGUAUCUUCGCGGCUGGUGACUGCCGCCGUGGACAGUCUUUGAUCGUCUGGGGCAUCAACGAAGGACGACAAGCUGCUCGCGAGGUCGAUCUAUACCUAGAGCGCUACACCAAUCUACCCGUUACCGGCGGUAUCGUAAAGCACACCGCGCAAGAGAUUUUUAGUGCCGCUGCGGCGUAAAUGUACUACUCCCACCAAAGCAAAAUAAGAACAAUCCAAAAAAAAAAAAAAAAAAAAAAAAA
Molecule: messenger RNA, 6660 nt
Organism: Daldinia vernicosa
Lineage: Eukaryota; Fungi; Ascomycota; Sordariomycetes; Xylariales; Hypoxylaceae
Product: glutamate synthase
Exons: 8
Coding region: 263-6598 (2111 amino acids)
Molecular function (GO): iron-sulfur cluster binding; flavin adenine dinucleotide binding; glutamate synthase (NADH) activity
Source: RefSeq, a predicted model, not a curated record